AUGUUCGGAUCAACCUGGGGACAGAACAACCAGCAGCAGCAACAGCAGCAGCAGCCCCAGCAGACUGGUGGCCUGUUUGGCUCGACGGGUGGCGGCUUUGGCCAGACCGCAGGUGGGUUUGGUCAACAGCAGCAACAGCAGCCGCAGACGGGCUUUGGACAGCCUCAGCAGAACACGGGCGGUGGCCUGUUUGGACAGGCUGCCGCGCCCGCUACUAGCUUUGGCGGCGGCGGCUUUGGACAGGCCGCUCAGCAGCCCCAGCAGACCAAUGCCUUCGGCGCGCGCCCCUCGUUUGGUGCGACCGGUACGUCGCCGUUUGGUGCUACCAACACUGCGGCUACGACCGGCGGCGGCCUCUUUGGCAGCUCGGCUCCGACCUCGACGUUUGGCCAGGCCGCUGCCCAGCCUACUGGUGGCCUCUUUGGCUCCAAGCCGGCCACCACUGGCUUUGGCGCGACGACCAGUUCGGGCCUCUUUGGCGCCAAGCCUGCUGUGACGGCCGCUCCCGGCAGCUCGAGCCCCGCUCCUUCCAACCAAGUGUUCCAGUACACCAACAACCCCCCUCCUCCCAUCCCCCAGACCGGUACCGCCAACCCCCCGUACCAGCCCACCUGGCAGCGUGACCCCCCUCCCAGCAUCGGCAGGGAUGCGCCCCCUCCGCACCUUUUCCAUGUCAUCAACGCCAUGGAGCCUUACCGCGGCGGCAGUUUUGAGGAGCUUCGUAUGCUCGACUACCAGCAGGGCCGCAAGGAGCCGACUGCUCAACCUGCGCCUGCUGCCACCGGCUUUGGCCAGCCCGCCGCCAGCGGUUUCGGCACUUCUUCGGGCGGGUUUGGCCAGCCAGCCGCGACCCCCUCGACCUUUGGCCAGGCCAAGCCCGGUGGCCUUUUUGGUUCGACCGGGGCCACCAGCACGUUUGGCGCACCCGCGGCCACGACAUCGACCUUUGGUCAGGCCCAGUCGACCGGUGGUCUCUUUGGCCAGCAGCAACAGCAGCCUACAACCUCCACUUUUGGCCAGCCUGCCGCCGGUGCGACCACUGGUGGUCUCUUUGGCCAGCCUGCCGCCCAACCGGCUGCCACUGGCGGCCUCUUUGGCAGUAACCCCAACCCCUUCGGCCAGACCAGUGCCCAGCAGCCCCAGUCGACCGGCUUUGGUGGAUUCGGUGCCGCCGCUGCCAAGCCUGCAGGCUUUGGCGCGACCCCGGGCACCACCAACGCCUUUGGCCAGACCGGCACCACCACUGGCUUUGGUCAGACUCCCGCUGCCCCCGCGCCCACUUCAUUUGGCGGAUUUGGCCAGACUCAACAGCAGCCUCAGCAACAGCAGCAGGCGACUGGCGGUCUGUUUGGCAACACCACCAACCCCUUUGGCCAGACCAGCGCUGCCUCCCCUGGCACGUCGCUCUUUGGCCAGACCAACACCCAGCAACAGCCUGCCGCCACUGGUGGUCUCUUUGGUAGCACUGCUGCCAAGCCUGCCGGCGGUCUUUUCGGCUCGUCCCCCGCGGCCUCGACCGCGACCGGCGGCUUUGGUGGGUUCGGCGCCGCCGCUGCCCCCGCUCAGCCCGCUACCACCGGCCUCUUUGGCUCUGCCCCAGCUGCCCAGCCUGCCGCUACCGGAGGUCUCUUUGGCCAGCAGCCCGCCGCCGCUCCUGCAGCCGGCGGUCUCUUCGGUAGCAACACUGGUGGUUCAUCCCUGUUCGGUGCCAAGCCUACAGCCCCUGCCACUGGUGGUCUGUUUGGUUCGGCUCCCGCGGCCCAGCCUGCUGCGACUGGCACGUCGUCGUUUGGCGGUUUUGGCCAGACCGGCACGGGCGGUGGUCUCUUUGGCAACACCAACACCGCCGCCGCCGCUCCUGCGACCACCUCGCUCUUUGGCGCCAAGCCCGCCGCUCCUGCAACCGGUGGUCUGUUUGGCUCGACUGCUGCCGCUCCCGCUGCCACUGGUGGCCUGUUCGGCAGCCUCGGCCAAACGCAGCAGCCCGCGUCGACCGGUCUCUUUGGUAGCACCACGCAGACCCAGACCCAGGCGCCCACAGGCGGUCUGUUCGGCAGCACUCUUGGCCAGUCGACCGCUCAGCCUGCUCAGAACCUCACCGCCUCGGUCGACCAGAACCCUUACGGCCGCAGCGAGCUCUUUGCGUAUCAGGGUCAAAAGCUCGAGCUCGGCAGUGUCAACAAGAAGCCUGCUCUUCCCCCACUCACCGCAUCGUCGUACCGUGUUACUCCCACCAAGGGCCGUGUGACCCAGCUCCGUGGCUUUGCCGCCCCUCUCAGCGCGUCGCAGAGCAACAGCCGUUCCGGCAGCCCCGUUGCGGCUUCGUCCAACAACAACCGCUCGGUCAUCGGCUCGCCUGUUCCCUCAGAGCGCUACAAGGGCCUCACCGAGACCUCGCUUUCUCCCAACGCCUUCAUCCCCCGUGCCAACGUCAAGAAGAUUAGCGUUGCUACUCCCAAGCUUGCCAACGGCAGCGAGGACCCCCUCGAGUCUGUUCUCGGCAAGUCGGCCCUCAAGAGCUCGACCAACUCGCUCCCCCCUACUCCCGAGCCCGUUCGCAGCCCUGCCUUCAACGCGUCUGGUUCCACCCGCUCCAACAUUGACGACACCCCUACUCGCCGCCCCCAGAGUGUUCAAAUUGAAACCUCGAUCCGUCCUGUUGCCACCGAGCGUCCCCUCAAGCGUGGAGACUACUGGUGCAAGCCCAAGCUUGAGAAGCUGCGCUCCAUGUCUCACGAGGAGCUCAGUAAGAUUGAAAACUUCACUGCCGGCCGCAAGGGCUAUGGUGAAGUCGUCUUCCUCGAGCCAGUUGACCUCACAGGCCUUGCGUCCCUCCACGACCUUCUAGGCAAGGUCAUUGUUGUCGAGGACCUCGAGCUUGCCGUCUACCCGGAAGAUGGCCCCAAGAAGCCUGCGCGUGGCAAGGGUCUCAACCACCCGGCCCAGAUUUCGCUUGAAAACUGCUUUGCCCGUGACAAGGCUACUCGCCAGCCGGUCACGGACCCCAGGGACCCCCGCUACCAGCGCCAGGUCAAGCGUGUCAAGGCCGUCCCCGACACUGAGUUUGUCAGCUUCACCGAGGACGGUGUCUGGACCUUUAUCGUGGACCACUUCUCCCGCUACGGUAUUGCCGGCAGCGAUGAUGAGGACGACGCCGACGAGGGUGUCGCUUCGCCCAGCCCUCCCAAGUCGGGUACUCUCGACCGCUCGCUUUCCCCUUCCAUUACCGAGGAGGAGGAGACAGAUGAGGACGACGACUUUCUUCCGCCCACCCGCAGCAUUUACGACAACAUGAUGACCGCCGACUACGACAGCGGUCUCGACGGCGAUGUGACCGACGAGUCGAUGGAGGAGGACCUUGAGACUGAGCGCGAGGACAAUGGCGACAUGGACAUGCAGCCCGACUGGGACCGUCCCAUCAAGUCCAAGCUCGGUGCCCAGGGUAUGCGCAACAUGCGUGCCAUGCAGGCGUCGUUCUUUGGCUCGGCCGAGCCCAAGGCGCCCAAGCAGUCUGCGCUCGAUGUGAAGCGCGCCGCUGCCGUCGAGGCUGCCCGUGCUCUUGAGCGCAAGCGUGUCGAGUCGGGUUUUGGUGAUGCCGAGGAGGGUUUUUCUACGCUUGACAACCGGGCCGUCAAGCGCGCCUCCUUCGGCGAGCCCGCCCGCCCGCCAAAGCUCCGCCAGCCGCGCAAGUACGCCAAGGUUGCCCUUACCGACAGCAGUGUCGCAGGUGGCGAAGGUGUACGUGCCGACGCGGGUCUUUCCCUUGGCCGCUCGUUCCGUGCGACCUGGGGUCCCAACGGUCAACUUGUUCACAUUGGCAAGAUUUGUGCCCCUGGAGCCAAGUUUGCCUCGUCCCCUCAGCCGACCGUCUUUGUUGAGCAGGUCGAGCUGCUCGCCGACUCCAAGGCCGUCGAGAGCCAGCGUGCGUCGCGUCUGCUGUCGUUGCUCCUCCAGCACACUGCCGUCGAGCUUGUCGAGGGUGAGCCAGCAGCGUUUACCGAGACUGGGAUCCGCUUCCACCAGUUUGCGGACCUCUUCGACGCCGCCGACCGCUCGCACGAAGCGUGCGUCUGGCGUCUUGGCAAUGCACUCUUUGACGAGAUCGAGCUCGGCCUCCCGGAGACCACUUCGUCCGACGUUGUCCAGCGCAUCACCGAGGUGCGUCGCAAGCUCGCCCUUUCCAAGUGGCUCGAGGACGCUGUCGCUCCCGCCGUCGACACCGACCUCGCCAAGGCCGGUGACAACCGCCCCGCCAAGGUCUUUUCGCUCCUCACGGGCAACCAGAUCGACCGCGCGGUCCAGUCGGCUCUGGACGGCAACGACAUGCGUCUCGCCACGCUCGUGUCGCAGGCUGGCGGGCCCGAGAUCUUCCGCGCCGAGGUCAUGCGCCAGCUCGAGGACUGGACCAAGUUCAAGUCCAACUCGCUCAUCGGAUACGACUACCGCAAGCUCUACGCCGUCCUCGCCGGUGUGACUGACAUUGUCGCCGGCGACUCGACCCGCGGCCCCGACGCUGCUCCCGAUGUCCUUGUCGCCGAGGGUCUGGACUGGAAGCGCGCCUUUGGCCUCCAGCUCUGGUACGGCUGUCCGUCUGAGGAGAGUAUUGCAGAUGUGCUCGACCAGUAUACUGCGUCGCUCGACUCGGCUCACCCCCCUGCCAAGUCACUCCCGCCUUACCUCGAGAAGCCUGACGGCGGCAGGACCUGGGACCUUCCCCAGCAGCCGACCGACGUGCUCUUCAAUCUCAUCAAGGUGUACGCCGACCUGACCGUCCCGCUCGACCGUGUGCUUGCGGCUCGCGACUCGUCGCCCUCGCCCACCGACUUCCGUAUCCCCUUCCACCUCUACCUCCUUCUUGGACACGCGCUUGCCAAGCGUGACUUUGAGGACCGCGAAGACGAGGACGAGAGUGGUGUUGGAUUCAGCGCCACUGCCAACCAGAUCACCUCGUCGUACGCUGCCCAGCUCGAGGAGGAGGGCCAGUGGACAUGGGCCGCGUUCAUCUUGCUCCACCUCGAGCGCGCUGAGUCGCGCCGUGCCGCCAUCCGCGACCUCCUCUUCCGCCACCCGGACCCUACCCAAGUCGAGAUUGCCUUCCUCACGGACAAGCUCCACGUUCCCUGGGAGUGGCUGCACGAGGCCCGCGCUGCUCACCUCGCCGCUGCCGGCGACGCGUACGGCGAGUACUUUGAGCUCAUCCCCGCCGGCCUGGUCGACCGCGCCCAGCGCACCCUUAUCACCAAGCUCGCACCCGAGGCUGUCCUGCGCGAGGACCACGCCCUCCUCCGCCGACUCUGCGAGGCCCUCGAGCCCACCCACCCCACUGGAUGGGAGUAUGGCGGCAAGCUCUUCCUCGACUAUCUCGACCUCAUCUCCGAGGUCCGCCCCCUCCUCGCCAGUGUCCUCCGCGCCGGCGCCAACCCGGACCCGACCGAGGCCCACGCCCUCACCGCCCUGGCGCGCAAUGUCCCCCGCGUGCUCCAGCUCCUGCCCGCCCUGUUCCCCGACAAGGAGGACGUGCAGCAGGUGGCCAGCCUCAGCGACAUGCUCAGCGACCUCCAGGCCCUCGCGGGUGUCCUCCACCCUGCGGGAUUCAUCCCGCGCCCGCCCGUCUCCGACCUGCUGGUCGACAAGGACCGUCUCCACCUUCUCCAGGCCGCGGCGACCGAGAGCUUUGAGCACUCGCUCCAGGCCCUCACUGCGUAA
Messenger RNA from Apiotrichum porosum, 5706 nucleotides. RefSeq lists its product as uncharacterized. Lineage: Eukaryota; Fungi; Basidiomycota; Tremellomycetes; Trichosporonales; Trichosporonaceae. Gene Ontology annotation, biological process: RNA export from nucleus; post-transcriptional tethering of RNA polymerase II gene DNA at nuclear periphery; protein import into nucleus. The transcript has 2 exons. The coding region runs from base 1 to 5706 and encodes 1901 amino acids. Gene Ontology annotation, cellular component: nuclear pore cytoplasmic filaments; nuclear pore. Gene Ontology annotation, molecular function: structural constituent of nuclear pore. The record is from RefSeq and is a predicted model, not a curated record.